AAUCCAGCCAUCUUGUGGGGCUCACCAUUGAUUUUGUAAACACACACACACACACACACACACUCACACACAUACACACACACAGAGGCUGCACAGGGGUGAUUUAGAAAUGAUUCUAACAUGUUCAAUAUCUGAGUGGAGGGAUGAUGCCAAGUGUAGGUUUCUUCAAGUCUUGACCCACGUGAUCCACCAAAUAAUUAAUUCAGCUCGUCCCUUAAGAAACACGGCGUCGUCAUUAAUUUGCCAAGCAAAGGAGUCUAUCAGACUUGAAAACUGAAGAGAUCCCUAGAAUAUUAUAUACAAAGAGAGCACUCUGUAUACCACUCUCCUACUGUCUCUUCUUUGAUAGAGGAAGAAAAGAGAUCUUUUGGUAGCUAUUGUUCAUUCCGGAGCAGAAAGAAUAAAUUAGUGUUUUAUCAGAAGAAAGACAGGCACAAAACGUGGGCAGAAUAUAAUAUACCCUAAUAUACGGUUGAUUGGAAUAAGAAAAAACGUAAAUGCUCAUUGAUAAGGGUGCAAAACCCCUAAUAUUCAGAGAAACCAAGAUGCAGAAAACGGCUUAUUAUGAAAAUUCAGGACUUUUUGGGGGAUAUACUUAUGCCAAACCAGAGUCUUACAGCUACACUUCAAACCACCAGUCCUAUUCCCAAUCUGCUCUGGAGAAUGAUUACCCCAGCUCGGCCUGUUCAAUCCAGCCAUCUGCAAUCAGAGCUCAGACCCAGAAACCCAGUGAUCUCAAUGGCAGCUGCAUGAGGACAUCAACAAAUCAGAAUGCAAAUCAGACCCCCAGCAUCAGUGACCAGCCCCACCAAGCACCAUCUCUCCCCCCCUCCUCACCUAGCCAUGGCAACACCUCAACUCAAAAGAAGGGCAAAUCUAAUUCAUCAGGCACCUCCCAAGCUACUAUGAGUAAACAAAUUUUUCCAUGGAUGAAGGAAUCGAGGCAAAACUCCAAACAGAAAAAUGUGGCCACCCCUCCAGCUGGAGAAAACUGCGAGGAGAAGAGUCCCACUGGACCUUCCUCAAAGAGAGUCCGCACCGCGUACACUAGCGCCCAGCUGGUCGAACUGGAGAAAGAGUUCCACUUCAACCGCUACCUGUGCCGGCCCCGCAGGGUGGAGAUGGCCAACUUACUAAACCUCACAGAACGCCAGAUCAAAAUCUGGUUCCAGAACCGGAGGAUGAAGUACAAGAAGGACCAGAAAGCCAAGGGGAUCAUGCACUCUCCAGCAGGCCAGUCCCCAGACCGCAGCCCACCUCUGAGCGCCUCCAACCAUGUGGGCUACUCCAGCCAACUGCCCACAGUCAACAGCCUAAGCUAUGAUGCCCCAUCACCAACUUCAUUUGCUAAAUCCCAGCAGAACAUGUAUGGCUUGGCAGCAUACACUGCCCCUCUCAGCAGUUGUCUGCCUCAGCAAAAGAGGUACCCAGGGGCAGAGUAUGACCACCACAGCAUGCAGAGUAACAGUGGCUUUGCCAACCCCAAUUUGCAGGGCAGCCCUGUGUAUGUUGGAGGGAACUUUGUUGAUUCAAUGCCAGCCUCUGGUCCAAUGUUCAAUGUUGGACACCUCUCCCACCCAUCAUCUGCCAGUGUGGACUACAGCUGUGCUGCCCAGAUCCCAGGCAAUCACCACCAUGGGCCCUGUGACCCUCACCCCACAUACACAGACCUCACCUCCCAUCAUACCACUCAGGGCAGAAUGCAGGAGGCUCCCAAACUCACGCAUUUGUAACUAAAACUGCUGGAUGAAGAUACAGGCAGAAAGAAGGGAAGGAAAAAAAAAAGUACUUCUUUAAAUUACCUCACUUUUUUUGGGUCAGAAAGAAAUUGUUAAUGUACCUUACUCUGAGAGUGCCAACAGUUUAAAGGGGUAUUUUAUUUAUGGCCAACUUCAUUCCUGUUUGAAACUCCCAACAAGACAAUGAGGAAAAAUAAAAAAAGACAAUAUUUUAGUAUUUUUAGCAUGACAGUGCAAUAAACUACGAACCAAUGCACAAAUCUAUUAAAGAUGUACUUGAAGGUAAGUCUACUAGAUAAAUAGUAUUAGCCAGGGUCAUGCAAAAAGUGUUUUCUUUUUUUGUACCAAAUGGGCAGUGAAGAUGAUGAUGUUAAUUUAUGAAUUAUGUAGCAAUGCUGAAAGUGGAAUGAAAUAAGGGAUAUGUAUUUAUUUCAAGAGAAAAGAGGAAAAAAAAAUCCAGAAGAAAAAAAACAAAACAAAAACAUUUUUUGUAGCAUUGAUUAUUUAUCAUUGUCUUAAUGUAUUUAUGUGGAUUCUUGUAAAAUUUACUCUGCAUAACUUUGAAGAAUGAUUUAGGUCCAUUGUGACUACAUUUCCAACUAUCUCUUUUUUUUUUGGUCUGAAAUAGUUGAGAGAUUAGUUUUGAGCAGUUAUUACUGUGACUGUUGUUUGUAGUUUAUGUAAGGUUUCAUUGAGACAGCACAUUGUAAUUUAAUCAAACAAACAAAAUGUGGUAUUUUCACAAUGGGCAUUUGACAUUUUGGAAAGUUAUCAUUAUUAUCUUUUUUAAUUGUCUGGUAUCAUUUCAGCAGUACUUAGAAUAAAAGAUUUCUGACUUGUAGUGUAUCUAUAAAAAAAAAAAUGAAAUUACACACACAUCACAAGAUAGAUGCCACACCAUUGUACACAAGGCCUCCAUUGCACACACCAAUGUCUAUGUAGAUAUCAUGUGCUAGAUUAGAUACACAAUGAAUCAACAUCUCAGAACAUCCUUAAAGCUGU
This is a messenger RNA of Pelobates fuscus (common spadefoot toad), 2741 nucleotides long. RefSeq names its product homeobox D3 (gene HOXD3). The transcript is spliced from 4 exons. Bases 498 to 1733 code for a protein of 411 amino acids. Gene Ontology annotation, cellular component: nucleus. Gene Ontology annotation, biological process: anterior/posterior pattern specification; embryonic skeletal system morphogenesis; regulation of transcription by RNA polymerase II. The record is from RefSeq and is a predicted model, not a curated record. Gene Ontology annotation, molecular function: RNA polymerase II cis-regulatory region sequence-specific DNA binding; DNA-binding transcription factor activity, RNA polymerase II-specific. Lineage: Eukaryota; Metazoa; Chordata; Amphibia; Anura; Pelobatidae.